UGGUGGUUUCUGCCUCCAAUCAAUUAGGAGAUGCCUCUUCCCAGCCACUCACCUUCAUGUUGGUAGACAUAGUGAAGCCACAUCCUCCUGACUUUUUGGUGGAAUUUGAUGAUUCUUCUGCCACCAGCUGCAGCCUUUCCUGGCACCAUGAGGCACAAGCACAGCACUACAGGCUGAGGUAUCGCCCCCUCAGCAGCAGCACCUGGAGCACGGUGGAAAUCUUCAGCAGGGAGAAAUAUCAUCUCCAGGGGCUGGAGCCUGACACAGCCUACGAGUUCCAGGUGAGCUGCAGGAUCCUGCCUGGCCGGGGGCUGUGGAGUGACUGGAGCAGCACCCAGAGCCAAACUCCAGCAGCAGUGCCAGCUGGGAUCCUGGAUGUCUGGUACCGGCAGCAGGACCUGGGCCCUGGGCACCAGAACCUCUCCCUUUUUUGGAAGGCCCUGAGCAGGUCAGAGGCAGGAGGGAGAAUCCUGGGAUACACGGUGACCUUGGAAGCCCUGGGCCAGGGGAAGCUCCCGGCACAAUCCCACCGGACCAGCCAGACCAGCUUCUCCAGGGUGACCCCCAGGGUGGCCCUCAGGGUGACAGUGACUGCCCAGGGUCCCCGGGGCAGCUCCCGUCCUGCAGCCAUCCUCAUCCUGCCGGGCAGCCCGGGUAAGGCUCCCGCUGCCCCGGCAUUCCCGGGAUCCUGCUCCGCUUCCCGCUCAGGGUUCUGCCCUCUGCGCUCCUCCCUGUGGAUCUUUGGAUCCGCUUUUCCCUCUGGCUCUUUCCAGUGUCUGGGCCCAGCUCUCCCAGCCCUUGGAAUAUCCCUGUAGUUCCUCUGGGAUCACCACAGCAGCCCCACAUCAUUCCUGGUGCUCCCAUCGGGGCAGGGGGUUUGGGAUGGCACAGCUGAGCCGUGCUGUGGGUGCCCAAUCCAUGAGAAAAGAUGGGAAUGUGAUGUUCCCGACAGCAGCCCCCUCUCCCUCCCUUCUGUGUAAUUCCAAUUAAUUUUUACCCCCCGUGGCACAACCCAGGCGGGGAUGGCGGCGCUCGGCUGCGGGUCGUGAUACCUGGGUGGGUUUUGUUGUCCCCUGGAAGAUCUGCCCCCUCCCCAGCAAGUGUCCAGCGUUGCCCUGGGCAACAGCAGCAUCCUGGUGACCUGGAGUCCCCCUGUCACCCCCACCCUGCCCGUCGGGGGGUACCUGCUGGAAUGGGCCGAGCCCUGGAGGGAUCCGCACCUGCAGCCCCGGAACGCCUGGAGGAAACUGCCCCCGAGCCGGCUCUCCACCGUGCUGGCAGGUAAAUGUCACCUGCAAUGACAGGUAA
Messenger RNA from Cyanistes caeruleus (blue tit), 1308 nucleotides. The record is from RefSeq and is a predicted model, not a curated record. Lineage: Eukaryota; Metazoa; Chordata; Aves; Passeriformes; Paridae.